UGGACCUUCCUUCUUACCACUGUGCAUUCGUUUCCCUGGACACUCCUAACAGCAAUUCACCACAACAGACAACAAGCAAGCAGACAUGGACAAGUACACGGAUCACCUCGCCCAAGAGGUGAUAGGAGAUAGGAAGAUUAUCACCUACAGACAGCUCAGUCGCACCCUCAAAGUCCACGUCAAUGUGGCCAAAGAGAUGCUCUACGACUUCUACACCGUCCAGAACUCGAACGAGCCCGAUGCCGUCCACGCCAACUACAUGCUCACCGGCUACCGCCAGGAAGAGGACAAGAAGAAGGUUGAAGGGGCGGAGGGAGAAGAUACGCACAUGGAGGCAUCGCCUUUCGAGGCUACACAGCAGCCGGACAAGGCUCUCGUGAGGUCUAUUGUCGUCGUUCCUCAGGAGAAGCUCACAGAGGCAAAGGCGAAAUUCUCAAGGCUCUCGAGCAUCCACAUCUACAGUCUGCAGUCGACCAAGCUCACGGAUCUACACAUGGUCUCUGCUGCCGCCCAGGAGGUACUGGAGAGUGUCCAAGGCGAGGAAGCCAAAGAGAUGGGACGGGUGUACGGAACGAUCUCGAACCCUGAAGCGAAGCUCCGCUCCCAGCGCACGGUGAUGUUGCAGACUGCCUCACAGGCUCCGAAGAAGCCGGCCGCCUCCUCUAUUACUACUCCCGGUCCGAAGAAGAAGACCGCCGCCAAAACUUCUCCCACAGAAAAGAAGAAGCCGGCGGCCAAGAAGUCGAAUCCCCUCGCCUCCGCGUUUGCGAAGAAGCCGGAGGCGAAAGAGCAGCCUGCUACGAAGGAGAAAGCAACCCCUGAAAAGGCCGAGUCUGUGCCGGGAAAGGCCACCGAAUCUGCGGCCAGCAAGAAAACGGCGAACGCCUUCUUCUCGAACUGGAAUGCCGCUAGUCAGAAGGCGAAGGAAAAGAAGGGGAACUCCCAGGUCAGUCAGGCUACAUCCCAGAGUCCCCCUGCCGAACCCAAGGACGAGAAGAUGGAGUCUGACUCGGAGGCCGAGGAGCCUGCGCCCCCCGCUCGUGACAUGGACGAAGACAUCCGCAAGCGCAAAGCCAAGCGGGACGCGAUCGAGGCCAUGAUGGACAUGUCGGAUGAGGAGAAGUCGCCUCCGACGAAGAAGAAGGCGCGUUCGCCAUCGCCACCAGCCAAAACCGAGAGUCCUGAGCCGCCGCCAGCUAGCGGCCAGUCGGGCAGGAGACGCGGAAAGAGAAAGAUCACCAAGAAAGUCACCAGUAAAGAUGACGAGGGAUAUCUUGUCGUCAAGAUGGAGAGCGUGUGGGAGAGCUAUUCGGAAGAUGAGGCGCCAGCCUCACCCAAGCCCAAACCGAAGGCCACUCCUGCUGCUGCCGCGAAGAAGGGGAAGAAACUGCCGCCACAGCAGGGCACAUUAAAUAACUUUUUCCAGAAGAAGUAGAUUUGUUAGGGAACAUGGUGAAUGCAUGGUGUAUCAUAGUUUGUUUUCUUUCCGCGAGUAAUAAUAAUGAUGGGAUUU
Messenger RNA from Tricharina praecox, 1513 nucleotides. RefSeq names its product DNA polymerase subunit Cdc27. The transcript has 7 exons. Lineage: Eukaryota; Fungi; Ascomycota; Pezizomycetes; Pezizales; Pyronemataceae. Gene Ontology annotation, biological process: DNA strand elongation involved in DNA replication; DNA replication; nucleotide-excision repair, DNA gap filling. Gene Ontology annotation, cellular component: nucleus; delta DNA polymerase complex. Gene Ontology annotation, molecular function: DNA-directed DNA polymerase activity. The coding region runs from base 86 to 1435 and encodes 449 amino acids. The record is from RefSeq and is a predicted model, not a curated record.